Neodiprion fabricii is the source of this 1803-nucleotide messenger RNA. RefSeq lists its product as uncharacterized. The transcript is spliced from 2 exons. The record is from RefSeq and is a predicted model, not a curated record. Bases 246 to 926 code for a protein of 226 amino acids. NCBI's taxonomy places the organism in Eukaryota, Metazoa, Arthropoda, Insecta, Hymenoptera, Diprionidae.
UACGUAUGCAUACGAAUACAUAUGUAUAAGUAUAUAUGUUGGCCGAGCGUAUGUAUAGUAGUGGGAGAUCGGUGGGACUUGAAUCGCGGGUUUCUUGAGGCAUAUAUAUGGUAGGGAGCCAUGCAGUUCUCUUGCUACUCGGCGCGUUCUCAGCCUCUUGGAUCUCCGCCGGAGCGUUGUGAUAUCCGAUCAAUUUAACCAACUUUGCACUACCGGAUCGUCAGCCUGAAUAAAAAAGUGAGAAGAUGAAACUACUACUCACCUUACUGGGCGCAACGACAAUCCUGGCCGAUCCGGAACCUGGACUCCUCCGUGUCCCCAGGGUGUACAACGCCUUGGUGACGAGCAAUCAAAAUCUCUCGCCGUCGAGGGCGUUCCCAGUGAUUCAGCCCGUCGUUCACACGACCGCCGUCGGCUACGUGCCGCCGUUCUACUACACUCAGUUUGCCCCACAAUAUCCGGGUCCGGAAGCGGGCCGGCUGCCCCAAGAAUUACUUCCGGCGAACGGAGCUGGACCCGACGAGGGUACACCGUCGAAGGCCGCGGCCGGGGCCGAAACGAGGACCGGUAGUUCCGGGACGGAGCGGAACUUGGGAUCAGCCGAAGACGAGACCCGGAAAAGGAAAGCGGGCGCCGAGCACUCGCUCAGAUUCUAUCCGAAUUAUCAUUCGCUCUACUACGACCCGUACUUUUAUUCCUACAACAGUUUCAACGCCCGCGUCGCUCCGAGUCCGUACAUUUUCGACUAUCAGCCACCAGCGUUGGCCCCCGCACUUUCCCCCCAGGGAGCCUACCGGGGGCAGCAGCUGCUCAGCCCCCGGUUACCGGUAGCCGGCCCUGAAGCCCUUGGGAAAAAUGGAGCCGAGGAAAAGAUUCCCGACGUACCACCGCCGCCGGUGCCAACCUCAUCCUCGAACAAGUCGUAAUGUCGAAAAGCGGGGGCGUAUUAUAAGUGAAUUCUAAGAAUAAACUGCGAUAUACGUACAUUAGGGUGGUCCUUAUUUGGGGGUCGGAAAAAUUUUCAUAGGGACGCCUCUCAAAUCUGUUCCAAAUCAUUCAUAAACAAAUCUGUGUAAAGUUCCAAGCCUCUGCGUCAAUUGGAAAACGUGCCUCUAAGCUCCGAAAAUUUUUAAUGUAAAAUACAUGUAGUUUUUAUAACCAGCUAUUUCGAUUCGUAUGAUUUUGCAUAAUAAAUUAAGGCACUGAUUUGAAACUUGGCAUUGCUGUUGCUUAUAAUGAAUAUGUAUAUAAAUUCUUAUAAUUAUAGGAACAAGCUGUGAAAAUAUCAAAUUUUUAUAAUUUUUGUUCCCUUACGUAUAAGCCUAAUAAAAGUGAUGCUAUUAAGCUUCUAUAUAAAAAGAAGUUCAUUAAAAAAUUAUGAUAAAAUAUUGAAAUUUUCAAGGUUUGUUUCUAUCAUCACAAGAAACAACUCUGUCCUUCAUUUAUACCGAAGUCAUACAAAACGAAAUAACUUGUUGUAAAAACUACAUGUAUUUUACAUUUAAAACUUUCAAAGCUUAGAGGUACGUGUUCCAGUUCACGUAGAGGCUUGAAAAUUUACACAGAUUUUUUUUAAUGAUUUACAGAUUUGCGGGACGUCCCAAAGAAAAUUCUUCCGAACCCCAAAUAAGGGCCACCCCAAUAUGCACGUUUACAUUACAUAUAUUACUUUUCAAUGGAAAGGUACGAGUGUGCCCCUAGUGCACAUCGUUAGGUCAGGAACUAAGGAGCCUGGAUACGUAGAUUAUUACUAACGUAUAUAUUACAACCUUGUGACUGUCUUUAUAUAAAUGAAUAGACGUA